GAAGGCUAUCGCUGACUGAACUGUGUGGACUCUGCGCUCAGGUGAGAGAAGGACACCACUCUGGUACAUUUCACUGCAUGUUAAACCAUGGACCAAACUUUGAUGUUCCCGCUUGUGUUGGCUGUUUCUGUGGUGGUAGUAACAGCGUUGUACUUCCUGCGAGGAUCUGCAGGAGGCCGAAAGAAGGGGCCUGUGACUCUCCAGGAUCCCACCAUGAAAUAUCCACUACCUCUUAUAAGCAAGCAGGAAAUCAGUCACGACACAAAGAAAUUUCGGUUUGGCCUUCCAUCUGCAUCUCAUAUCCUUGGACUGCCAGUAGGUCAGCAUGUGUACCUGUCAGCCAAGGUGAACGGCAGCCUGGUGGUCAGACCCUACACUCCCGUCUCCAGUGAUGAGGACCAGGGAUUUGUUGACCUUGUAGUUAAGGUCUACUACAAAAACAGCCACCCAUCCUUCCCAGAUGGAGGACAGAUGUCUCAGUAUUUGGACAACAUGACUAUCGGAGACACCAUCGACUUCAGAGGACCAAAUGGACUCCUGGUGUAUAAAGGCAAAGGUCAGUUUUCCAUCAGACUCAACAAGAAGUCGCCGCCAAAUGUUCAGAAGUUCAGGCACGUUGGGAUGAUCGCUGGUGGAACAGGUAUCACUCCUAUGCUGCAGCUAAUUCACAGCAUCACAUCAGAUCCCUCAGAUAACACCAAAUGUUCCCUCAUAUUCGCCAACCAGACUGAGAAAGAUAUCUUACUGAGGAAAGAGCUGGAGGAGGCAAAGAGGAACCAUCCUGACAAGGUUAAGCUGUGGUACACGUUGGAUAAACCUCCACAGGACUGGAGCUACAGUUCAGGAUAUGUGACCUAUGACAUGAUCAAGAGCCACCUCCCUGCUCCAUCCAGCAAUGUCCUCAUCGUCCUCUGCGGGCCUUCCCCUAUGAUUCGUAAUGCCUGUCUACCAAAUCUGGACAAAUUGGGACACAAAAAAGAAAAUGUUUUCUCAUAUUAGUCAUCUUUGCUUCGCUGUAUCAUUAAGUCAGCUUAAUUAUUAUUGAUGAGUAUGAUUUUUUACCUUAGGUACUCUAGAAUAGCUACAUUAUGUAACACUAAUCAAAAUGACUAAAUAAUUUCAAAUAUUCUUUUAUUUAUGUUAAAUGAAGAUGCAAAAUAAAGCACUAAUUGUAACAUAUUA
This is a messenger RNA of Melanotaenia boesemani (Boeseman's rainbowfish), 1182 nucleotides long. Its product is annotated as NADH-cytochrome b5 reductase 2. The record is from RefSeq and is a predicted model, not a curated record. Gene Ontology annotation, molecular function: FAD binding; oxidoreductase activity. Bases 88 to 999 code for a protein of 303 amino acids. The transcript is spliced from 9 exons. NCBI's taxonomy places the organism in Eukaryota, Metazoa, Chordata, Actinopteri, Atheriniformes, Melanotaeniidae. Gene Ontology annotation, cellular component: mitochondrion.